Molecule: messenger RNA, 2260 nt
Organism: Physcomitrium patens
Lineage: Eukaryota; Viridiplantae; Streptophyta; Bryopsida; Funariales; Funariaceae
Source: RefSeq, a predicted model, not a curated record
UUUAAGUGAAUGUAAAGAGUUUCGAAAGGGUUUCAAAAGAGUCCACUGCAUCUGGUAUCACAAGUUUAACUGCCGAAGGUUCAAGGAAGAAUCUGCAUCUUUUGUUUUCGAGAACUUUGAGGCGAAUUGAUGACAAGGGAGGCCUUUGAUUGACGGAAGGAUUGUGCUAGCUACACAAUUGCUCUUAGCUCGUCACCGAAACAGAAUUGGUCAUUAUUAUUAAGAGCCUUUCGGCUCAUGUGAAUUGGAAUGGCUGGAGACAGCAGCGAUAUCACUCGACCAAGACCUGUGCUGAGCAAGUUUGAAGAGAAAGAGCCUCAAUGUUCGUCUCCUAUUACCCCAUUGAGCUUUUCCAAGUUUUCUAUCGACACUGAGUGGGGAGAAAUGGAAGACUACGAUGUCAUAGCUGGCGGUCCCGUCUGUGCUUCUCCUGCUAUGUCGUCCCCAGGAAGCUAUGGUUUCUCAUCACCCACGGGUUUGUCACAGGCAUGGUUUGACGUUAGAGUAAUUUAUGUGAGAAUAACGGGUUGCUCUCCGGAGGAAGAUCCUGAUUCUUUGACGAUACGAUUUCCUCCGAGAACUAUAGGAGUGACUUUAGAGGUGAACGGUGGUUGGAUAUCUCCGACAGAAGAAUCUUGCGUGGUACUGAGGAGGGAUAGAGUAGACUCUGAAACGGCGGAAGCAACGUAUGUCAGCACCGACAAUCUUCGCAUUUGUGGCACAAUCUGUUACGAAGUCGUCAAUAAGGAAGAGGUUAUCGUCAGUGGAACGUUGGAGCACGUUGAGAAUUGCCUAGAGUUGAUUCAUGGCAGCAAAGAGUGCUUCUCCAAGAAAGAUGACCAAGCUUGGGCCAUGGAGUGCCGUUGCGUGGCUGGCAAUUCGGGAUGCUUUUUCAAUAAAAGCAGGCAAGACUUCUCCGCUUCGCUUCUGCCUCCGACGAUGGAGGUUUCUAUGGUGGGACGCCACAUGAACGUUCCAGUUUUUAUAACGCAAACUGUGCGUCUGAUUGCACGACGAAAGUCAAGCAGGGUCCUCACGCUUGACGUCAUUCCUGAGACGGAGGAGCUUGGGAAAUCUCACAAUGGCAUGAUUCUAGUAGACGAGCCCCAAUUGAUGACGGAGAGAAGCUCGUACAUGGAUCUCGACGAUAAUACUUCAUUUAUGGAUGUUCGUGGUAAAGUCGCAUCUAGUUUAGGCUAUGGGUUAGAUGCAGGUGUGUAUGGUGUAGAAGGAGAAGAUGGACAAAUGACUUGGUUCAACGCAGGAGUUCGGGUAGGUGUAGGAAUCGGUCUGGGCAUGUGUUUAGGUGCGGGCAUCGGGAUUGGUUUAAUGGUCCGAACGUACCAGGCUACUACAAGGACCUUGAGGAGGGUCAUUUAGGACGCGUACAGUAAUUCUUUUUUCAGCUAUUAUUUUUGGGACCAGUUCAGAGCGUUGGAUCGUAUUAAAGGUGAUGUAGGACACAUACUUCUGGAUGAUGCGAAUUUUCCAAAACGUCAGGGUUGAACUUGAGCGCCGCAGGUGGUGGUUCACCUCUCCACUUAGGCUCCUAGUUUUCGUGCGGCCCGCAUCAUCUGUUCCGAAGCUCAGGUUUCAGGAAAAUCAGGAGGUUGUUUUCGAGUUUGAUUGCAGGGGUGCAAGCAUCCUCUGGCUCCGUGGCCUGAGGUGCGAGCAUAACAAUUUUGUAACUAGCAAGGACAGAGUGUGGAGAAACGGCAGUGACGGAUGGGUUGUCCGCUAGGAGAUUGAGCUGUCGCAUGAAGAGCGGUUUACAACAAUGCAUGUGUAAGCGUCUCUAGGGAGGCGCAGCCAUUAAAUUUCGCUUGUGAGAAGUCUCUCGUGAGACCAUUUGUGGAUCUGCUCAAGGAAUGAUAAUGCAGCAAUGUUUUUGUGUAUAACUGGAACGUUGUACAUAUAGCAUUGUCAGAUCAACUAUCCGCUGGUUUGCGUAGGCUCGUCAGAGACACGAAUUUUUUGUCAUGGGUUACGCAUCUCAGACAUGGGAGUUAUACCGCUACUAAUGGUUUCAGAGAUUAUGCCGCUAGUUUUUGCGAUGAAAAGCAAACUAGUUGGGGCCCACGACACACAAAGCUAUUGGAGCGUUUUAGGCUAUGUACAUUUAUUUGUUAAAACUUGUAGGGCUGCGAUUUAUGUUGUGUAUUCUUUUGAUGUAUAUUUGACAAUUACAAACUCUUGAAUAGUGUGUUUUUUCAUACCAUUUAAACUGAGUUUUGAGGUACGGCUUACAUUUCUGACUCAA